AUGAACAUGGAACUAAAAAGCCUAAAGAGUCCUGACCGUGGGACGCCAGUCUCGCUCGAAAGUGUCGAAGUAGUCAAAGAAGCUACUGAAGACCUGCCGCAGCAGCGUACAGGCGCGAUGCAUCGGUUCGUGGACUCCUUCAAAAGGCCCAUCGAAGAAUCCACGGAGGAAACCGCCUACGGCGAAAAUGAUAGCGACCAGUACAGACGCACAUCGGACGUCAACUCAGCAAGUAAACACAAGACGCUAAAGCAGAACAUCAGGCCCAGACAUGUGUUGUUGAUUUCGCUGGCCACCGGUAUCGGUACCGGUAUGCUUGUCGGUAACGGUAAGUCGCUGCACAACGGUGGGCCCGCAGGGCUGGUCAUUGGUUAUGUCAUUGUGUCGACAAUGCUGUACUGUGUCAUUCAGAGUGCAUCUGAGCUCGCGAUGGUCUACACAUCGCUCGCCGGCGGCUUCAACGCCUAUCCGUCAUUACUGGUCGACAAAGCGUUCGGAUUCUCCAUUUCAUGGGUCUACUGCCUGCAAUGGCUGUGUGUGCUCCCACUGGAGCUUGUUACUGCGUCGAUGACCAUUAAAUACUGGAACGAUGAUAUCAAUCCAGACGCUUUUGUGGUGAUUUUCUAUGUGUUUCUCGUUGCCGUCAAUUUCGUUGGAUCCGCUGGCUACGCAGAAGCCGAGUUCUUCUUCAAUACCUGCAAAGUGCUCAUGAUAGCAGGGUUUUUCAUCCUAGGAAUCAUCAUCAAUUGCGGUGGUGCUGGAAAUAGUGGCUAUCUUGGAGCGCUGUACUGGCGCGACCCAGGGUCGUUCAGAGGCCAUAACGCCAUAAACCGCUUCAAAGGUGUUAUCGCGGUGCUAGUAAAUGCAGCAUUUGCAUACGGUGGUGCUGAGUUUUCAGUACUAACCGCUGCAGAGCAGUCCAAUCCUCAAAAGUCAAUCAGAAGUGCAUCCAAGAAACUUCUGUAUCGGAUUGUGGGCAUUUAUUGUAUGACAGCUGUCCUCCUCGGAUUUUUAGUGCCUUAUACCUCAGACGAAUUAUUGGGCUCAGGUGAUUCUGCCACGCAUGCCUCGCCUUUUGUGAUUGCCGUGGCAUCUCAUGGUGUAAAAGUUGUUCCUCAUUUCAUUAAUGCAGUGAUCUUGUUGUCGGUGUUGUCUGUGGCCAAUUCUGCCCUAUUCUCCUCAUCUAGAAUCCUGCUGUCGUUAUCUGAACAAAAUUUCGCGCCUCGCUGCCUAAAUUACGUCGAUAGAAGAGGUAGACCAGUUUUCUGCUUGUUGAUAGGCUGUGUUUUUGGCUUGUUAUCGUUUGUCGCGGCCUCUCCGAAAGAAGAGACCGUCUUCACCUGGCUUUUGGCCAUUUCUGGGCUCAGUGAGCUGUUUACUUGGUUUGCCAUUUCGAUGUCGCAAGUGAGAUUUAGAGCAGCCAUGAAAGCUCAGGGCAGAUCUUUAGGCGAACUCGGGUACGUUCCUUGGACAGGUGUUUGGGGUGCAUACUACGCCAUGAUCAUGAUCAUAGCCAUCCUGGUAGGUCAGUUUUGGGUUGCUAUAUCGCCGAUUGGGACAAACGUGUUGAGCGCCAGCAAUUUCUUUGAAAACUAUCUGGCCAUGCCAAUUCUCAUUGUAUUAUACUUAGGUUACAAGGCGUGGUAUCGCGAUUGGCGAUUGCUGAUUCCUGCGGAAGAGGUCGAUCUUGUAUCGAGUAGAAAAGUGUUUGAUGCUGAGGUGCUAAAACACGAGCAGAUGGAAGAAAAGGAGAAAAUUCGCAAUUCUUCUUGGGCAGUCAGGAUGUCGAACUUCUGGUGCUGA
Lachancea nothofagi CBS 11611 is the source of this 1803-nucleotide messenger RNA. The record is from the annotation of a GenBank genome assembly. Lineage: Eukaryota; Fungi; Ascomycota; Saccharomycetes; Saccharomycetales; Saccharomycetaceae.